Messenger RNA from Tupaia belangeri chinensis (Chinese tree shrew), 1332 nucleotides. RefSeq names its product LDOC1 regulator of NFKB signaling (gene LDOC1). The record is from RefSeq and is a predicted model, not a curated record. NCBI's taxonomy places the organism in Eukaryota, Metazoa, Chordata, Mammalia, Scandentia, Tupaiidae.
GCGCGCUCCGCCCCCGCCCCUGGCCGCCGCGCUCCUCAGCGGACACGCACUUCCUGCGAGGCCUCGGUGAACACCUUGGCCGAGCCCAGCCGAACCGAGCCAAGCCCUGCCCAGCCUUUCCAAAGCUUUCGCAAUGGUGGACGAGCUUGUGAUGCUGCUGCACGCGCUCCUGAUGCGGCACCGCGCACUGAGCAUCGAGAACAGUCAGCUCAUGGAACAGCUGCGGCUGCUGGGAUGCGAGAGAGCCAGCCUGCUGCGCCCGGUACGUCCGCCGAGCUGCCCGGGUGAACGAGAACCGAUUCUGCAACGACGCCAUGAAGGUGGCAUUCCUAAUCAGCCUCCUCACCGGGGAAGCCGAGGAGUGGGUGGUGCCCUACAUCGAGAUGGAUAGCCCCAUCCUGGGCGAUUACCGGGCCUUCCUCGAUGAGAUGAAACAGUGUUUUGGCUGGGAUGAUGAUGACGAAGACGACGAUGAAGAAGAUGAUUACUAGGCCUGGUGCCCUUCCGGCCUUGGGGAGGGGCAUGCACGCCACCACCUCCUUCCCCUGCUCCCAUCCCGCCCCUCCUGGAGCCGCUGGGUUCUCCUGUGCCCUCAGAGCCCUUGCCCUACCCUUGCCCUCCUAUUCUCUCCCUCAUACCCCCUUUAGUGCUUGUCUUUGUUCCAGGAAUAGUGCUCUACUUACCUGCUGCUAGGGCUGGAGCUUCCUAGCUCUGAAGUGCACAUUCAUCCACUCUGGCUACUCCCAGGACCCCUUCCCUGCCAAUCUGAACUGAGUCCUGGGCCCCAGCUAUUGGCCAGGCCCCUGUUAUAAACUGCAGACCACCCAUAGCCCUGCUGCUGUCACCAGCCCGAUUGCCAGGCCUCCAUCUUUCCAGAGACCUAAGCUGCUGCUUCACCAUCACCCACCACAUGGCAUCGACAGGCCAAUGCCUUUGGAAAUAAGGACCAACCUAGAAGGUGCUUGAGUUGGCUACACCCUUUCAGACAUUGAUUUGGACAGGUCACCAACCCGUGGAGGGGCCAAUCUUUCAGCCUGGCUAGUUCCCUGUGUACUCCCAGGAUCCUCCUCUGGCCCACCAGGUUUCUGCAGUGGUCUGGUGUGCCUGGCAGACAAAUAGUUGACAUUUCUCUUCUCCUCUGGCACUGGUUGUGCACAGCUCUCAUUUUUCUUUCAAAACUGCAACAGUCCCACAGAUGUGUGCAUUUGGACAAAUAAUACUCAAAACAAAACAAACAAACAAAAAUAGGCACUCAGCCCAGCUCCUUGAUACUACCUGGAAAAAGCAUUGGCAUUAUUUUCAAUAAAUAUCAAGCACUACAAAAAAUAAAGA